UAACAAAGAAAUGGGACAGUCGAAGAAGAAGCAAGGGUUAGCUCUGCUCUGACAAGCUAAAGCUAACCCUAGAAUCAAGAUAUUUUCUUUUAUUUUUUCCGUUAACUGAUUUUAAUAAUAUUUUGUAGGCAAUUGGUAAAUGAAAACAGUUGCUAUGGAAGAGGUGGAACUAAAGCCAAGCCUGCAGGAGCAGAAGAGCUCCAAAUACAGCGUAGAUAAUGAAAAUGUUGCCAUGGAAGUGGAUGAGUUCAAGCCAAACAUUAAGGAGGAGAAGAGCUCAGAAGACAGUGUAGAUGAGUUCAAUGGUGUGCCAGAAUCUGCAUAUGAGUGCCCAUCAUCGCAUUAUAUCACUCCCUGCAAGACAGAAAGUUUUCAGAAUGGCGCAGACUGUCUGCAUCUAGAGAAAGAAGCCGUUGUAGUUUUAACCAGACUCCCCGAACACGUUAUCAGUGCUCUGCAGUCGUCAACCGCCCAGGAGUUGUACAGCGAAACGGAGUCGUUUGGGGAGGCUGAAUCCGAUACUCUGUGGGAACCGGGGGAGGAUUCCGAUGAUUCUGAUAUCCCACUCUCGCACAACAACAGAAAAACCACAAAGAUGAAAAAGAGCGGCGCAUCAGAAAAGUCCAAACAGACGCUGAGCAUUAACAGCCUGAGUACAGAAGCUGGGAAAGUGGACGAGUCCAGGUCAAGUGUGCCGGAGCCUCAGAGCUCUAAGGACAGCAUAGAAAACAACAAUGAAACAAAAGCGGGCUGUUCUGUCAUAUCCACCUACGUGAGCCACUGCAACAACGAAACCAAAAUUAUCCGCCCUGAUUUGCCGGAGAAAGAGAUCCUUCCAGGCAUGAUGGUUAUUGCCAGGAGGAGGGCCAUGGAGUGGAAGCGCGGUAAAAUAGCAGAGAUAAAUACAAGAGAAGACGGACGGUUAAAAUACAAAGUGGUUUUUGAAGAAAAAGGCAAGAGUCUCGUAUCGGGACAUCACAUAGCCUUUGACUCCACCGCCAGGCUGGCAGAGCUGUACAUCGGCGCCCGCGUUGUGGUCAAGUCCCUGGAGGACGAGCUGACUUACCUGCCUGGAGUUCUGGGCGAACUCCCCAGCAGAAAGAACCGCUUGAGGUUUCUGGUUUUUGUAGACGAUCACACGGCAGUUUAUGUUGGUUUACCAUUACUUCAUCUAGUGUGCAGACCGUUGGAGAAUGUUUUGGACGACGUUCCAAGCGGGAUUCACAAAUAUUUCAUGACGCAGUAUUUAAAGAGAUGGCCGUACCCACAUUUAACCCGCUACAGAGUGGGGCAAAUCAUCACCGUGGACGUGAACGGAGUCCCUGAGAAAUGUGAGGUGUUGAGCAUCGACUGCAGCUUGAUUUUGGUGCUUUAUCAGCAUAAUCAGACGAGAGAGUGGAUUCACAGAGGCUCCAUUCGAUUGGAACACAUAUUCAAGCUUUUGAAAACGCACGAACAGACCAACCUGAGCGCUGAAGAGAGCGGGAUCUAAAUAAAGGCCUCACUGAAUCAAGAGAACGACUGAAGCCCAUUCCAACAACAAGGAAUUAAAGAGCAAAAAAAAAUCAAACGUGACUCUUUCAACUUGCUUUGUGAAUUUAUUUUGUUUGAGAAAAAAAUCUCUAAAACAUAAACAUUUUGUAUCAAAAUCCAUACUUUUGUUUAUACAAAGAAUUUUUACUUGUAAAACUGUAUUGUUGACCUCUAAAGAUGUCCAUAUGAACUUGGCAUUUUGCCUUAAUGAAAAGGCUAUAGGAGAAGGCCCAACUGGGUCCUUUCUGCAUGGAGCUUGCAUGUGCGCCUCGUGCAUGCGUGGGCUUUCUCCAUGCCCUUUGCUGGUGACUCCAAAAUGUCAGUUGGGUGUGAGUGUGGUUCAUCAACGGACUGCCGACCCACCUUUGAGCAGAUUAAGCAGGAAUUGAAGAUAAAUGGAUUGAAAAAGCUUUUUUACUGUUACCUAAAUACUGUUGCUUUAAGUUCUUAGUUUUUAUUUUUUUUAUAAAACCCAUUUCAAUUAUUAACUUCAUCUUUUUAAUUACAUUUUAAUUUUUUCAUUUAAUCUGAAAACAAAAAAGAGAAGUUUCUCAAUUUUUAAUGACUCGUGUAAUUGUAUAUCUUUUUGUAUAAUAUGGAUGUAAAGUAAAAUCAGCCUGCUCAAUAAAGAAUCAUUGAAAUGGU
Oryzias latipes (Japanese medaka) is the source of this 2178-nucleotide messenger RNA. RefSeq lists its product as uncharacterized. Gene Ontology annotation, biological process: negative regulation of gene expression; heterochromatin organization. Gene Ontology annotation, cellular component: nucleus. The record is from RefSeq and is a predicted model, not a curated record. Gene Ontology annotation, molecular function: histone H3K9 methyltransferase activity. Lineage: Eukaryota; Metazoa; Chordata; Actinopteri; Beloniformes; Adrianichthyidae.